ACUAGCACAGCAGCUGCAUCUUGGGUUUCAGCCUGCAACCUCAAUAUGAUGUUCCAGGCCUGCCAAAGACUGUUGGAAUCUGCAAGAUAAAAAAGGAGACCCUAUAUGUUUUUCUUCACAUGAAGCUCACUUUGAAAUAUUUGGAGAAAAUGAGAUGCUUGCGGAAACGAUCAGCAGUAUCAUUCUUAGGAAUCCUUGUCAUUUGCCUGCUGUUCAUGAACUUGUACAUUGAAGAUGGUUAUGUCUUGGAAGGGGACAAGCAAUUAAUCAGAGAAACAGCCACACACCAACUUAAUUCGGAGCGCUAUGUUCACACUUUUAAAGACUUGUCAAAUUUCUCAGGAUCUAUAAAUGUUUCCUAUCGCUAUCUAGCUGGCACGCCUUUGCCAAGGAAAAGGUAUCUUACAAUUGGACUAUCCUCAGUCAAACGGAAAAAGGGGAAUUAUUUGCUUGAGACAAUCAAGUCCAUAUUUGAGCAGUCAAGUUAUGAGGAACUGAAGGAAAUUACGGUGGUGGUUCACCUAGCAGAUUUUGACUCAUCCUGGUGUGAAGGGAUGGUCCAGGAUAUUUCACAGAAAUUUGCCCAUCACAUCAUUGCUGGAAGGUUAAUGGUUAUCCAUGCCCCUGAAGAGUACUAUCCAGUACUGGAUGGCCUUAAGAGAAAUUACAAUGAUCCAGAAGAUCGUGUGAAGUUCCGAUCAAAACAAAAUGUAGAUUAUGCUUUCCUGCUUAACUUUUGUGCUAAUCUUUCUGAUUAUUAUGUCAUGCUAGAAGAUGAUGUUCGAUGCUCUAAAAACUUCUUGACUGCUGUUAAGAAAGUAAUUACUUCGCGAGAAGGUUCCUAUUGGGUGACUCUGGAGUUUUCCAAACUGGGCUAUAUUGGAAAGCUAUACCACUCCCAUGACCUCCCGCGUCUGGCUCAUUUUUUGCUGAUGUUUUACCAGGAAAUGCCUUGUGAUUGGCUGCUAAUCCAUUUCCGUGGGUUGUUAGCUCAAAAGGAUGUCAUCCGCUUUAAGCCAUCUCUGUUCCAGCACAUGGGAUAUUAUUCAUCCUACAAAGGAGCUGAGAACAAGCUAAAGGAUGAUGACUUUGAAGAGGAUUCGUUUGACAUCCCUGACAACCCACCCGCAAAUCUUCACACCAACAUGAAUGUAUUUGAAAACUACGAGGCAAGCAAGGCUUACAGCAGCAUUGAUGAGUACUUCUGGGGAAAAGCUCCUUCUACUGGAGAUCUCUAUGUGAUUGUAUUUGAAAAGCCUGUUAAAAUCAGUAAAAUUAAAGUUAUCACUGGAACAGAAGACCGGCAAAAUGACAUCUUGCAUCAUGGUGCCCUGGAAGUUGGGGAAAAGAUUGUAGGGAGCAAAAAAGGGAGGCAAUGUACUACUUACUUGAGACUAGGGGAGUUCAAAAAUGGAAAUUUUGAAAUGACAGAUGUGGAACACAAAGUUCUGUUUGAUAUUAACUGCAUGAGAAUACUUGUUACCAAAAGUCAAAAAGAAUGGCUGAUCAUUAGGAGCAUUAGUAUUUGGACUUCUCAGCCACCAAAUCAAUAAGGCAAAAUUACUGAAGCUGGUCCUCCUCCUUUCGUGGUGGAGUGAAUGCCAUCUGUUGGAUCCCAACUGGUGUCAUUCCCCAAGGAGACUGACUGACUUCCAAUUAUUUACUAUUGACACUGGAAAUCUAGGGAAAUCAUAAAACAAGCAAAAGCAAUUUAUUUUGUACUAGUCCGCCAGGCAAUAUACAAACACUAGUUUGUUGGAAUGUUUGAAUUUUAUAGGAAAUGCAAACAAGUUCUCAUCCAUCACUUAAGAUUCAGAAAUCUUUCUCUUUUAUUUUAAUUUCUCCUUUGGGAAAAACUACUGUACUAAAGAAAGCCAAUGCUUUUCCAUUAUUCAGAAAUUUUGUAGGCUUUGACCAGUAUGUUGUCAGAUGAAAUUUGACUCCAUCAUAUACACAUAUAAAUUAAUAAUCAGAUGGUAGUACAUGUUUGUACAAUAGUUGGUGGUGUAUUUGUGUGAAAGACAGUUGUGAUAAUGAAAGUCUGUUAAUGGAGCUUGCGAUUUCAUUUGAGCACUGUAAGGAAACAGUGUGGUUAAACAUGGCAACUUAUUUUAAGUGAAAAUACAUGUA
Molecule: messenger RNA, 2130 nt
Organism: Gopherus evgoodei (Goodes thornscrub tortoise)
Lineage: Eukaryota; Metazoa; Chordata; Testudines; Testudinidae
Gene: MGAT4C
Product: MGAT4 family member C
Exons: 4
Coding region: 120-1553 (477 amino acids)
Biological process (GO): protein N-linked glycosylation
Molecular function (GO): acetylglucosaminyltransferase activity
Source: RefSeq, a predicted model, not a curated record